AUGCGGCUCAGAAGACCUGAUGAGUUUACGACACAUCCGCGUCGUCUAACCCUACGCUCUGGGCGACGACUCUGGAAUGCUGCAACCGGCAACGGCAACGAUGACCCGCCUCUCCCGCCAGUUGCUGCUUUGGAUCCAGGCCAAGUGCAACUCUUCUCAUCCUAUGUUCCAGGUUUGGAGGCAGGCUUGCAUACAAUUAAGAUCCAGCAAGUCCUCGAUACGGAUUCGAAAGAAAUCAAUCGUGCUGCCAUUGGGACGAAGACGCUCAACUCCACACAGCAUUUCAAUGCCAUGCAGAUGAGAAUCGUAUUCUGCCACACGUCGUCCUCCAUGACCCACUUCUUCCAUGGGAACGAAAGGGGACCCUCAAAAGAGGAUCCAGAUGCCUUGAAUGAACUUCCCUGGGUGGCACUCCUUGUCUUCCCAGCCGAUGAGCUCAAGCUGACGAACGCGGACCUCAAUGGACUCAAGCAAGAGCAGACGGGUAUUGUUCGAAUGGACUUUCAGACACUGGCCAAAAUGAACCAUCUCGCCACUACACCAGUCGAUCUGGCAUCGGCCCCUACCCAGGUAGCAGACUUUGUCUUCAUCGACACGACAAAACUGCAGAACUUGCUGAGUGCUUAUGAUUCUGCCGGAAAUAUCCAGCCUUAUAAACAACCAAUACUUGAAAGAUACAAAUAUCUCACUCAUGUCAAACACGUCAACAUGAAAGGCAUGGCCUCCUCCACCGGCGGAGAUGACGAUAUCGGGAUGUUCUCUGUUGUCGUGGCUCACCAGACUGGCCCAUGGGAUAACCCCAACACAACCCAUAUGGCCGCACACCUCGUGUCCAUAGAGCGCCUAGAUCCAACGGAAAACCCCAAUUUUGCUACAACUGCACCGCGUGUUGCACUUUGCUCGCUCUUCUCAUGGACUUACACUGUACUUCCCCCACUUUCAUUGAACGUUAAGGACGCAAUGGAACAUCUCCGCACCACCAUGAAUGUUCUGAGUAUCGAUCCAAGUGCGAGCGCCGCCUUGAUAGGCUCGCAGGAUAAAGUACAACAACGAGUCGGUUACCGCAUGCAGGAUGGGUACACCCUUGCCAGCCAUCGCGUUCAAACGGGCGAGUCGACGGUAGCUCUAGUUCGCGGGCCUUUCACGCCCACCGUCCAGAACGGCGAAAACUUAGGAUCACAUCAGAGUACUUUUGCUACGGAUCUACAAGUUCUGGAUAGAGAGCUUGGCAUCAUGGACAUUUCCUACAGUUUGGCUUGGCAGCUAGGGAAAUCCAUGGCGAUCGCGGACAUGGCCUUCUGCGCCGCUCUUACACGACUGAGGGCCGCGGUCUUGAAUGGCAGUUUCAAAGCAUCGAUGAAAGACGUGCUUUCGAGGUCAAACGGAAAGUACGGGACGACGGCUGAAGAACUGAUUUCUUCCAUUGGGAAAUCAAUGGAUGUCUUGCGGAACCUUCCCGACAUGGCAGAUAAAUCGAAACCAAUGGAUCCAAAGCUCAGAUGGGAGUUCAAAAAAGAGCCAUACACCGAACAUGAACUUCUGGAGCAAAGAAAUCCGUGA
Penicillium maclennaniae is the source of this 1560-nucleotide messenger RNA. RefSeq lists its product as uncharacterized. NCBI's taxonomy places the organism in Eukaryota, Fungi, Ascomycota, Eurotiomycetes, Eurotiales, Aspergillaceae. The coding region runs from base 1 to 1560 and encodes 519 amino acids. The transcript has 2 exons. The record is from RefSeq and is a predicted model, not a curated record.